Molecule: messenger RNA, 1934 nt
Organism: Spodoptera exigua (beet armyworm)
Lineage: Eukaryota; Metazoa; Arthropoda; Insecta; Lepidoptera; Noctuidae
Source: the annotation of a GenBank genome assembly
AUGAUGCUUAAUGUGGGCACAUAUAUGAAUGCAAAAAAACCAUUGAAAAAUCUAUCUGUCCUCUUUGAUGAGUACGGUCCUGUGGUACGAUUCGUUAGUCCCGUGGGUGGGGAUAUAGUUUUAAUAAAUCACCCAGAACACAUUCAAAAAGUUUACGCAAUGGAGGGAAGCUUUCCUGUUAGAUCAGCUUUGGAUUCUCUAGAAAAAUAUAGAUCUGAGCACAGAAAUCAGAUUUACGGUGGAUUGUUAACUGCGUUAGUUACUUCCUUUUUUAUACUUAGUAUACAGCAAAUGGGCAAAUUAAUAACAAGAUGUUACGGCGAGGAAUGGCAUCGUCAGCGGGAAACUGUAGUAGCUCCUCUACAUGAUUCGGUGAACAAACACAUAAGCGGCAUCAAUGAAGUUUGCGAGAAUUUUACACAGAAGAUAAAUAACUUGCGAAACCACCAAGACGAAAUUACGAACAACCUGUAUAAGGAAAUUUACAAGUGGUCUUUUGACUGUAUGGGAUUGAUCCUCUUCUCGAAGAAAUUUACCAUGUUGAAUACAGAGGUUGUGUACAGUCAGUGCGACAUGUCAUGGCUAUACCACAGCUUGGAGAAAGCUACCGAUGCUAUCAUUGAAUGCGAGUCCGGUAUGCAGUUCUGGAAACUAUUCGCGACACCUGCUUGGAGUUCCUUGGUUAAAUACUGCGACAGUUUGGAUAAUUUGAUCGGAAAAUAUGUACUGGAAGCGGAACAGGCUGUUAGUGUUCAACAGAAGAAUAUGGGGCCGGUGUCUGAUGAACUUAAUAAUAAUUCUUUGGUCAAUGCAAUGCUGUUGGGAGAAAACAAAAUGAGCGCCGAAGACAUUGCUACAAUUAUUAUGGAUAUGCUUCUAAUUGGAGUUAACACUACUAGUCCCGCCAAUUCCUGUGCUAACCAGAGUUUUACCAAAAAAUAUAACUAUUGACAGAUAUAAGUAAGCAUUAAUACUACAGUUUAUUUUGUGUCCAUUUUAUGAUAUCAUUUACUUUUAUAACAUUGCAACCUUCCAAUUUUUAAAACAGUAUCCCUCGUGGCACACUUAUUGUUAUGUCUACUCAAGAUGCCUCUCUUAAAGAAGGAAAUUAUGAUGAUGCAUCAGUUUUCUACCCUGAGCGGUGGUUGAAGGAUGAUGCAAAGGAAUACCAUGCUUUUGCAUCUAUACCAUUUGGUUUUGGAGCCCGUAAGUGUUUGGGCCAGAAUAUAGCAGAGACAAUGCUCUCUUUGCUUACACUUAGGGUAAGCCGAUAUUCUUAUAAUUAUGACAGAUUUUAAUUUUGUUUUGAUAGAAUGUCUAAUUUUUACAAAACUUUCAGAUUCUCCAAAAGUAUAAGCUAGAAUACCAUUAUGGAGAUAUCCGAUCAACGAGAAGUUUUAUAUCAAGACCUAAUAAGGCACUAAAGAUUAGGUUUGUGGAUAGACUUUAAUUUUUGCAGAACAGAAGCGGUUUCAACUAAAUGUAGUUAACCAUUAACCUAGUAGAGCAAGUAAUGUUUUAGUUAAAUAAAAUACUUUGUAAACUUAAAAUUAUUUAUUAGUCUACUGAUUUUAAAUUGUAGAUGUUAACAUUUAACAAGUUUAAACACAAUAAAAUAUUUAAAAGAUACAUAAGUUUAUUUUAUUUCUUAGAAAUAGAAAUUUUAGUAUAAAUAACUUUGUAUAUUAGGUAAAUCUACCUAUACUUAUGUUUGAAACUACUGAUGUCACUCAGUGUACCAUGCCAAAUAGGGUUGUUGUUUUUCCUCAGUCAAAAAGAAAUUGCCAACCUUAGUUUUGAAUUAAUAAAAGCAUAAAAAUUUUAAUCUAAACCAUUCAAAAUGUAUAACAUUAAUUAAUUAUGCAAUUUACUAAGUGUUCAUACAUAUUUUUUUGAGUUCAACAGAAAUAGGAAUGGUAAUCAACAUAAAACAA